AUGUCACGGAGAUACGAUUCGCGGACGACUAUCUUCUCGCCCGAGGGCCGCUUGUACCAGGUCGAAUAUGCACUUGAAGCUAUCUCGCACGCAGGAACCGCGUUAGGCAUCUUAGCCAAGGAUGGUAUCGUACUGGCAGCGGAGAGAAAGGUCACCAGCAAGCUGCUGGAGCAGGACACAUCCGCCGAGAAGCUCUACAUCCUGAAUGACAAUAUGAUCACCGCCGUUGCAGGCAUGACGGCCGAUGCCAACAUCCUGAUCAACUUCGCCCGUAACCAAGCCCAGCGCUACCUCCUCACCUACAACGAAGACAUUCCCUGCGAACAGCUCGUGCGCCGGCUAUGCGAUCUGAAGCAGGGCUACACACAGACGGGUGGUCUUCGACCGUUUGGCGUAUCCUUGAUAUAUGCAGGAUGGGAUCCGCAGCGAGAGUUCCAGCUCUACCAGAGCAACCCUAGCGGCAACUACGGAGGCUGGAAGGCAACGAGUGUGGGCGCGAACAACGCCUCCGCGCAGAGUCUCCUCAAGCAGGACUACAAGGAGGAAUGCAACCUCAAGGAGGCGUGCGGGCUUGCCGUGAAGGUGCUCGGCAAGACGAUGGAUUCAACCAAGCUCAGCAGCGAGAAGAUCGAAUUCGCGACGGUGGGCAGGACAGAGUCAGGAAAGAUCUACCAUCACCUUUGGGGAGCGGACGAGAUCGAUGCGCUGCUCAAGGAGCAUGGUCUGGCCAAGCCGGAAGACACUGAGAUGAGUGAAAACUGA
Messenger RNA from Didymosphaeria variabile, 762 nucleotides. It is a transcript of the gene PRE9, whose product is annotated as Proteasome subunit alpha type-3. The coding region runs from base 1 to 762 and encodes 253 amino acids. The record is from RefSeq and is a predicted model, not a curated record. The transcript has 4 exons. Gene Ontology annotation, biological process: ubiquitin-dependent protein catabolic process. Gene Ontology annotation, cellular component: proteasome core complex; nucleus; cytosol. Lineage: Eukaryota; Fungi; Ascomycota; Dothideomycetes; Pleosporales; Didymosphaeriaceae.